CCACGAAUAAAGGAGCUUGAUUCUUUUUCAAGUAGCACCAAGUGGCCAUGGUCCAGCAACAAAAGCUGGGGCGAUUCAAAAGGCUUUUGGGUCAAACCCGGAAGCCGAAUACCCAGUGGAAGCCCAACUAUGGUGUGCUGACCCAGCCAAAGCUGCAGCCGCUCAUCGUGGAUGGCUACCCUCAGUUUGAGAAGCCCUACGACCCUGCACUCCGCGAAACACCUCCCACACAAAGGAAGUACAGAUCGCCACUGCCACCGAACAUGAUCCAGGCUAGUCGGUUGUCUGAAGACUACAACGAAGACAACUUCCAUGAGCUACAAUCCAAGUUUCAGUUUGAGGUGAAGGGUUUCUUCCCUGAGAAGGCCUAUCAGGCUGAAAAGGAGGUCUUCGACACAGCCUUGAAUUUGCAUUUGGUUGGCUGGUUGAAGAUCCGAACCACCUUCAUGCUCGGGCACCUUCAGGGUGAUACCUAUGCCAUGUCGUAUUUCAAGAAAUACUUAGAGGAAAAGCACCUCUCACCCGAAGCCGGUACCAUCGAGUGGGUGCAUGUCUUUGAUUACAACACUGGUUUGUCAACUCCGUUGCACUACAAGCACCUCUUCUGCGUGAAGGACUGGCGGAAAUACAGAACCAGAAAGGCGCAUAUCAUGUCAAUGUUCGAGAAGUGGCAGGCGUUUGGCUUGGAGUACCAGUGGUGCCAAAACUCCAUGAAAGUUCCCUUGAAGCUCGACGGGUUUUGAAGGUUGAUUGUCCGGAGUCCUCUCAGCGGAAUGCUUUGGUGAAUUAGUGUGAUUCAAUAGAAUUUCCCAUGUUCUCAGCCAUGCUUCGCAGAUACGGCGCUUGCAGCAAAGCUCACUGAAGCGCUACGAGGAAGAGUUGAAGGUUGUUGAGGAACAAAAAGUACGCAACUUUUGACAAUAAAAAAAUAUACGAUCAACCGCCCAAAUAUGUUUUAAAUCAGGGGGACGAACUUUGGAUUUAUAAACAACCAAGGAUUUAAGGCUUCCAAAGAUUCGAGCAAAUAGUGAUUCCAAUCGAUUGUCAAUAUUGCAUAUAAUUACGAUAUCCAGCCGAUAGGCAUGGCUGGGUCCUCGAUGGGCGGGCGAACGAAGUGAGCAAUAGAUGGUGUGGGGGUGGGGCUCAAAAAAAUUUGGCCUGGAUGGGUAGAUGAACCUCGAAUUUGGUUGAGGAAAACGAAAAAAACGAAUAUUAUUUGAAAAAUAAUUAAAUAUAAUUAGGAUCGCAAAAUACCCAUUUAAUUUUGAUAAUCGAUUCCGAAUUAAUUAUAAUAAAUUCAUUGCUUUUAUUAUAUUUUAAUAUACAUAAUAUUUA
Molecule: messenger RNA, 1335 nt
Organism: Durusdinium trenchii
Lineage: Eukaryota; Dinophyceae; Suessiales; Symbiodiniaceae
Source: the annotation of a GenBank genome assembly